Penicillium waksmanii is the source of this 1365-nucleotide messenger RNA. RefSeq lists its product as uncharacterized. The coding region runs from base 1 to 1365 and encodes 454 amino acids. NCBI's taxonomy places the organism in Eukaryota, Fungi, Ascomycota, Eurotiomycetes, Eurotiales, Aspergillaceae. The record is from RefSeq and is a predicted model, not a curated record. The transcript has a single exon. Gene Ontology annotation, molecular function: FAD binding; oxidoreductase activity, acting on the CH-OH group of donors, oxygen as acceptor.
AUGCUUAGCCCUAGGCUGGACUUUUUGCUGCUGGUGCUACUGCACGCAGUCUCCGGCUCAGCCUACCGCUGGUUUAACUGGCAGUUUGAGGUCACUUGCGAGUCUGACGCAUACAUUGCUCCUCAGAAUGAGCUUGCUGCCGCCAAGUUCCUUAAGGAGCAGUACCAUGAGGGCGCCCACAUCAAAGUUGUUGGAAAUGGUCUUGGAUUUGGCAACCUCACUACCUGUGUUGACAAUACUCUUACUGAGAAGCCCACCUAUAUUGUUUCCCUCACCAUUUUGAAAAAGCUCAGCAUCGACAAGAAGAAUCUGAGCGUCACCUUCGGUGCCGGCUGGGAUGUCGAUGACCUUGUCCAAGAGCUGAAGGCCAACGACUUAUCUUUUAGCAAUCUCGGUGUUGAGCGUGUUCAGAACUUUGUGGGUGCUGCCUCCACCGGUACCCACGGCUCUGGCUCCAGCCUCGGUAAUAUUGGAACCCAGAUCACUGGGCUGCGUAUGUUGGACUCGCAGGGAAGUCUCCGUGUCAUCAACGAGAAGCAUGAUGCGGAAGAACUCAAGGCUUUCCGUAUCAGCCUGGGUGCCCUCGGUUUAAUCACAGAGAUGACUAUUAAGGUUCAGCCUACCCAACUCCUAAAGAAGACCACUAAGGUGUUGAAUACCACAUCCGACUUCUCGAAGAUGUACAAGGAGCUUGCCCAACUGUACAAGGAGCUUGCCCAACUGUACAAGGAGCUUGCCCAACUGUACAAGGAGCACGAUCGUAUGACUGUUUGGGUCCCUCACUUCGACGGGAAUAAAAGCACUCACAGCUGGGCCCUCGAGCCUACCUACUUCCUGUCUUAUUGGGAGCCGACAGAGUAUACUGGUGUUCGCAACUGCACUCUCAAUUACUGCGCCAACGGCUGCGGUGACUGCAAGAAAGAGUACAUCUGCUACGAUGAAGUCACUGAUGCUGCGUCCUGCUCACCUCAAGGUGUCUGUACCGGAGGCUUCUACGCAGAAAUCGAGCACUUCCUUCCCAUUGAGUCAUACGCGGAGGCCGCCACCAGCUACACCAACUUCCAACCGGCCCAGACGCCUCACAUGAAGGCUCCCUAUAAUAAGCAAAUAGUCAUCCAGCACCGUACCCUCAAGGGAGAUGAUACAUAUUUGUCUCCUGUCAACACCUAUAACCUUGGCCCCGAGUCCAGUGGUGUUUUUGCGAUCAUCGAGAUUGACUGGAUCCAAGAGUAUAACAACUCCACCACUCUCUGGCAGAACCAGGAAUUUGUCUAUGAAUUCCUUCCUCAAUUCGGUGAAACCUACAGUGUUCGGUCGCAUUGGAACAAGAUGAGUCCCCCUAAUGCUACCUAUACUCUAGAUUAA